AUGGAGCAAAGGGAGGAAGAAUCAAUUGAAGGCACGAAUCGACAGAGAACCAUACGGAAGCACCAAUUGGAGCCGCAAAUCGAUGGAGAAUCGGAAGGAGGAACGAAUCGGUGGGGUGAAUCGGCGGUGGCGGCAGAGGAAGCGCAAAUCGAUGGAGCAGGAGCAGCUGGACAGAGACAGCACGCCACCACUGUGUAUUCCAGGUAUUUCAUUGUAAUUGAUGACAUGCGGUCAGAUCAAUGGAGUACUAUAAAGUCUGCCUUUCAUCGAGAUAAUGGUGACGAUACUUUGGACAGAAUGCAUCAGGUGCUGAUCCAUGACUACACCAGUCUGCCUAGCCAUGCUCUCAAAGCUUGCUUUCUGUAUUUUGCUAUGUUUCCAAGUGAUCAUCCAGUAAGGGCGAAAAGGCUAAAGAGGCAAUGGUUAGCUGAGGGAUUUGUGCGGCCAACAAAUUUAUGCACUAACCUUGCAGCUGAAAAUUUCGAGAAGCUCUUGGACCAGCACAUCAUCAAACCCAUUGAUGUGAGCAACAACACAAUUGUGAAAACAUGCAAAACUUAUGGCAUGAUGCAUGAGUACAUUACGCUCAAGUCUCUCUAUGAAAACUUCGUCACUUUGUUUGAUGGAGGGGAGCUCCAACCUAAAAAUGCCCGUCGUGUUUCUCUCCGUCACAACACUAUUACAGAUGGUGCCACUUUGAACAUUGAUCUCUCUCUUGUCAGAUCUCUGAUAGUAUUUGGGGAGGCAGGAUUUCUUGUAGACGAAAGUGACGGAUUUGCAGAACUUAUGGGUCAUAUGAAAAAAUUGCGGAAGGUAAAGAUCUGGUGUGAGUCAUCUGCAACUAAUAGUAAAUUGACCACUCUUCAGAAGGCCAUACAGGAGUUCAUUCAUGACGACAAGGAUGCAAGCAAUGAUCCUCGUUCUUUGUCACUCCAUUUGGACGGAUGCUCUGAAGACUUUCGGAAAGAAUUGAAAGCUCCCUGCUAUCUCAGGUCGCUGAAAUUACAGGGCAGGUUACUGGAACUCCCUGGGUUUGUCAUGGCACUGCGCCGACUCAGGGAAUUAUGCCUUCAGUCAACUAAACUUACAGCAGGUCUUCUCUCAGAUUUGAUAAACUUGAAGCCUCUGCAGUACCUGAAGCUGAUUGCUGAUGAACUUGAAGAAAUGACCAUUAAGAACAAGGCAUUGCCAAGGCUGCUCUGCCUAUGUUUUGUGCUGCAGAAUCCAACAUUCCCAAAGAUCAAGAAGGCGCCUUGCCAUUUCUUGUAUCUCUUCAGCUGCUUUAUAAAGAUAUGGAUGGCCUCUCUGGAAUCCAGAUUAAAGGUUUCACACGACUGA
This is a messenger RNA of Miscanthus lutarioriparius, 1338 nucleotides long. The record is from the annotation of a GenBank genome assembly. NCBI's taxonomy places the organism in Eukaryota, Viridiplantae, Streptophyta, Magnoliopsida, Poales, Poaceae.